Plenodomus lingam JN3 is the source of this 561-nucleotide messenger RNA. NCBI's taxonomy places the organism in Eukaryota, Fungi, Ascomycota, Dothideomycetes, Pleosporales, Leptosphaeriaceae. The record is from RefSeq and is a predicted model, not a curated record.
AUGUCGCGCUCAGCUCUGCGAAGCCUUUCACGAGCCGGAUCUUCCCUACGAGCAGGUGGCCCACGCCCGCGCAUCACCACAAGAUGCCUCCACCAACAGUCAUCAUCACCCAUAGUCGCUUCAAGAGCGCAACACAGACCUAGGAUACAAUCAUGGAACCAGAGUCUGAGCGCCACACCCUCGGCAGCAGCGACAGUCCCUCGCCGAACAAUGUUCAUCCAGACCGAACCCACACCAAACGAUGACGCCCUGAAAUUCAACCCAAACGCUCGUGUCCUCUCCGAAUCCAUAUCCUCACCCUAUCUUGAAUAUCUCACCCCACGCUCCACCCUCGCACCUCCCCACCCAUCUCCUCUCGCGGCCGCCCUCAUGAACAUAGACGGCGUGACAUCUGUUUUCUUCGGCACAGACUACAUCACCGUGACCAAAGACAGCGGCACACCCUGGGCACACAUCAAACCCGAAGUUUUCGCCCUCAUUACAGAAUUCAUGACGAGCGGGCAAGCCAUUAAGCCGAUUCGCUCGCCUACGACGAAAACGACGAUGAAGUCGUCGGCAUGA